AUGUGCCCUGUAGCACACAAGGAGGCUGAGCCUGGUCCUUGACUGGUAAGGACUCUGAGUCAUUUGGCACAGAUGGAUCUGAUAUGUGCUCAGGAGGGCAGAGGGGAGUGGACCAAUUAGGGAGGUGUUGCUAAGUGGGAGGUGCCAAAGGACAUUUGUUUAUCAGCACAGAAAACGAACCAGAGGAGUGGAGCAGGAUCUAAAACAGAAGAAGAAUGUUCUAAGACAAAGAGUGACCAGAGAGGAACACUAGGCAUCCUUGCCAGAAGCCUGAAGGACACCCUGCCUAGCAUUGACCUUUGUGUCUGUAUUUCUCCUGUCUAAAAUCUGGCCAGGUUCAUUUUUUUCUGAGAGAGUCUGGUUUGUCCUUUGCAAGCCAUGUGGCUCUACCUGGUGGUUCUCCUGGGCCUGUGGAACCUCCUGCGCUUGUUCAGGGAGAGGCAGGUGGUGAGCCAUCUCCAAGACAAGCAUGUCUUCAUCACGGGCUGUGACUCGGGCUUUGGGAACCUGCUGGCCAGACAGCUGGACAGGAGAGGCAUGAGGGUGCUGGCUGCAUGUCUCACAGAAAAUGGAGCUGAGGAGCUGAGGAGCAAGACAUCAGACAGGCUGGAGACGGUGAUCCUCGAUGUCACCAAGACAGAGAGUGUUGUGGCAGCCACUCAGUGGGUGAAGGAGCAUGUUGGGAACAGAGGACUCUGGGGCCUGGUCAACAACGCUGGCAUCUCCACCCCCUCGGGUCCCAAUGAGUGGCUGACCAAGCAGGACUUUGCAAGGAUACUGGAUGUGAACCUGUUGGGCAUGAUCGAGGUGACCCUGAGCAUGCUGCCCUUAGUGAGGAAGGCAAGGGGCCGUGUGGUCAACGUCUCCAGCGUCAUGGGCAGAGUGUCUUUCUUUGGUGGUGGUUACUGCAUCUCCAAGCAUGGUGUAGAGGCCUUCUCGGACUCCCUCAGGAGGGAGCUCUCCUAUUUUGGGGUGAAGGUGGCUAUUAUAGAGCCUGGAGGCUUCAAGACUUGUGUGACCAGCAGUGACAGGUUAUCGUCAAGUGUGAAGAUGGUGUGGGACCAGGCCAGCUCAGAAGUCAAAGAGGUCUAUGGCGAGAAGUUUUUGUCAUCCUAUCUGUCAGUGAUAAACUUAUUGGAUCAAAACUGCAGUGAGGACCUCUCCUUGGUGACGGACUGCAUGGAGCACGCGCUGACUUCCUGUCACCCUCGCACUCGGUACUCAGCUGGUUGGGAUGCCAAGCUCUUGUUCCUUCCUGUGAGCUAUCUGCCCACCUUUCUUGUGGACGCCGUAGCCUAUUGGACAUCCACAAAGCCUGACAAAGCGCUGUGAAGCCUACAUCUGUUUCUGUAGUUGGGGGUAUAUGAGUGUAGCUGAGGUCAUGAAUCCUUAAGAGAAGGAAGAUUCCUAGGCUCAGUACAACCUUGUCAUGGGGAGCAACAUCCAUAGGUGCCUGACUUUUCUUCCUUCAGUAUGAACAUGGAAGACAUGGAGCCACAGGUGAAACUGCUAUGUUUAAACCAUGACUCCCAGUGUGGCUGGAAAUAGAAAGUGAUCUUCCAUGUCUCAGGGUCAACUGUCAUACUUAUUUUGUUAUUAAAGAUUUGUUUUUUAUUUAUUUGCA
Messenger RNA from Peromyscus leucopus (white-footed mouse), 1624 nucleotides. RefSeq names its product retinol dehydrogenase 16. Lineage: Eukaryota; Metazoa; Chordata; Mammalia; Rodentia; Cricetidae. Gene Ontology annotation, molecular function: oxidoreductase activity. Bases 379 to 1332 code for a protein of 317 amino acids. The transcript has 4 exons. The record is from RefSeq and is a predicted model, not a curated record.